AUGGCACCGAACACAGCCCAGGAGAUGUUUAUGAACCAUCUGACCAUCUCAGUCCCGACAGACGAAACGCAGGAUAUAAAACUUUUGCUGGAAAAUUUAUCAUAUCUUCCAUUAGCAAUCGCGCAGGCAGCAGCCUACCUCAACCAAAAUAAGACGAUGAAGAUUAAAGAUUACCUGUCGCUGUUAAACGCGCAGGAUAUAGAAGCGUUCCAGAUUAACAGCAACCUGGCACAAGACAAGUCGCCCACUCAUGUCAUCCCACGCUCUAUUAUAAUGACAUUGCUCACCUCACUGGAUCAAAUGCGCCACGGUCACCCACUAGCGACCUACUUUCUCUGUCUUAUGGCCUGCGUGGACCGAAAGGAUAUCCUGCUAGAUUAUCUAAACCCCUGGUCGAAGGAAAGGGAAGACGCUAUUAAACUUCUUAGCGACUAUGCAGUCGUCAUAAGGCGACCUGCAGUAUCAGCCGUUGACCUUCAUCGACUAGUUCAUCUUGCAGUACGAAGAUGGAUCGAGAACUACGAGUCUAUUGACAAAUGGACCGAAACAGCUGUUAGGCGCUUGGUGGAAGUGUUCCCAGACCAUAAUCAUGGCAAUAGAAGCAAGUGGAGACGGCUGUUGCCUCAUGCUAGGUAUGCUUUAUCACGUGGUUCAAUCGAUUUGGACAAUGAUGAUAGGAUGACUCUUAUCUGGAAAUGUGCCAUGAGCUUGUAUGAAGACGGGCAGCAUAACGAAGCAGAAGGGCUGUUUGUGCAGGUGAU
Verruconis gallopava is the source of this 761-nucleotide messenger RNA. RefSeq lists its product as uncharacterized. NCBI's taxonomy places the organism in Eukaryota, Fungi, Ascomycota, Dothideomycetes, Venturiales, Sympoventuriaceae. The annotation marks the transcript as partial. The transcript has a single exon. The record is from RefSeq and is a predicted model, not a curated record.